Messenger RNA from Protobothrops mucrosquamatus (brown spotted pit viper), 1137 nucleotides. RefSeq names its product F-box/LRR-repeat protein 8. The record is from RefSeq and is a predicted model, not a curated record. Bases 1 to 1137 code for a protein of 378 amino acids. Gene Ontology annotation, molecular function: protein binding. The transcript is spliced from 2 exons. Lineage: Eukaryota; Metazoa; Chordata; Lepidosauria; Squamata; Viperidae.
AUGUCCGACGUGAUUGACGAUCUUUGGAACUAUAUGCCAGAAGAAGUUAUGGCCGGUGUAUUCUCCUUCCUGUCGGUUAAAGACAGAUACGCUGUUUUACACGUGUGCAAGAAAUGGGCUGCAGCCGUGGCUUCCUCUGCUGUCUGGAGUUUCACAGAACUUAAUUUUGAUUUUGAAGACGAAGACGAAGCCUGCCUGUUAAGGAAGCUGCAAGGGUACCUGGUCCAUAUCAGACACCUGAAGAUUGUACUGAACCAGUACUUGGAGUUAAACCGGAGGCUCGUCACCCAAACCUUGGACAUGCUGGCUUGUAAGAGGGCCAGGCUGCGGGCGCUGUGCAUCGUCUGCCAGGGGCUGAGUCCUUACUUCUAUUCCGGCCAGGAUGUCCUGCAGAGUGUCCGCUGCCUUUGCCAGAGCAAUCAUAAGAUCGAUCUGCAAUACGUCGACCUCCGGCAGAUGCCUUUCAUCCUGGACAACGGGACGGUGCUGCUCCUGGCUUCCACCAACCCCAAUCUGCGCACCUUGCUGAUCAACAACCGGGUUCCUGGGGUCAUCAUCCUGAAACCUGAGACCAUUGUGGAGGUGGUGCGGAUUUGCCCCAAACUUGCGGUUUUAGGGAUUUAUUACACCAGCCUCUCGAAGGACCUCCUCCAAGAACUGGGGAAGCCCAACAGGGGACCGUUCAAGUGUUUGGACAUUCUGUACGAAGGUCUGGAGAAGCAGAUCCCCGAAGAGUGUUGGGCCAUGUUGAGCAAGAGACACCCCGAAUUCCGGGUGAAGUUUGAAUUUGCUGCCAUGGUGGACCCCACCAGGAUUCCCGGGGUCCUCAAGGCCAGCAUCCCCGUUAAAUCUCUGCAGUUUAAUUACCUCCAUUACAUGACCGAUAAACUGAGGCUGAUCACCAGCUGCUACAGCCAGACCCUGGAGAGACUCAUCCUUUACACGGCCUCUUCUGAUGCUCUCAACUCCUCCCUGGUUGAAUUGGCCAAGAAGUGUUGGCAUCUGAAGGAGAUUCACUGUUACUGCGUGGUUAGCCAAGACGUGGUGGAUGCGUUUCUCUCGCACUGCCCUGGUUUGAGAGAUUACACUCUUUCCACCCAACUCUUGUCUUGUAUGUUACCAGUUAUGUGCCCCUAA